This is a messenger RNA of Sphenostylis stenocarpa, 1905 nucleotides long. NCBI's taxonomy places the organism in Eukaryota, Viridiplantae, Streptophyta, Magnoliopsida, Fabales, Fabaceae. The record is from the annotation of a GenBank genome assembly.
AUGUUCAUCAAAAUUGCAUUUGUUUGCUUUGUUUCUGCCUUGUUUCUCUUCUUCAUCAACACCUCUGCCACCCACAACACAUCAUCCUUACCAACUUGUCCUACUCAACACUGCACACAUGGAGCUAACAUCAGCUACCCUUUUUGGCUUUCCCCAGGUUCCCCUCCAGACCAACUUUGCGGUUACCACGAUCUUGGCCUUGUUUGUGAUCACGGUUACGCCACUUUUUCUCUACCCACAGGAUUAUACUAUUUCGUAAAAGAUAUAGACUAUGAGAACCAUAGGCUUCAGCUGGUGGAUUUUGACACUUUAAACAAAACUUGUCCAAGGGCACUUCACAGUGUUCCCUUGGGCAACCUACCACUUACUCACUCUCCCUUCAACUUAAACCUUAGCUUUUACUACAACUGCACUAACUACCCUUCUGGUGUUCCUUCUAUCGAGUGUCUCAGUUCUGGGACAAACGAGUCUUUCGUGUUUGUGACGGGGAACGAGACCAAAGGUUUUGACUGGUCCAGGAACUGUCAGGUGCAGGUUGUGGUGACAGUGAUGAAGGAUCAGAUUGCAACUGAUGGUGACUUGAUCAGCCAGUUUGCUGGUGCCAUGAACGAAGGGUUCGUGCUUGAAUGGCAAACUGCUUCGGAAUGCGUCCAGUGUGAGGCUAGUGAUGGAAUCUGUGGCUACAGUAACACUGGGAAGGAGGUGCUCUGCUUUUGCAAGGAUGGAAGUACAAAAAGCAGUACAUGUGAUGCAGGGGGAAGCAGUACCGGUUUGUCAAGAUUAAUUAUAGGUUUAAUUAUAGCUGGAGGAAUCGGUGCACUACUGACAUGCAUCGUACCUUACAUUUUUAGACGAAAAUUUUCACCAAUUUUGUCAGAAAUUCGGCAGGCCAAGAAGAUUGACCGAGACAUAGAGGCCUUCAUCGGAAAUAAUGGACCUCUUCCCAUAAAAAGAUACUCAUACUCAGAUUUAAAGAAAAUGACCAAUUCUUUUGAAUCCAAACUAGGACAAGGUGGUUAUGGUCAAGUAUAUAAAGGAAAUCUAUGCAGCAACUCUCCCGUGGCGGUGAAGCUACUGAAUGCUUCCAAUGGAAACGGGGAAGAAUUUGUCAACGAGGUUAUAAGCAUCAGUAGAACAUCUCAUGUAAAUAUUGUUAAUCUCCUUGGUUUCUGUCUUGAAGGCAAGAAGAAAGCUCUUAUUUACGAUUUUAUGCCUAAUGGAUCACUUGAAAAGUAUAUUCACAAGAAGAAUUUGGAAACUGAUCCACCCUUGAGUUGGGAAAGACUGCACCACAUUGCUGAAGGAAUAGCAAAAGGAUUGGAGUACUUGCAUAGAGGGUGCAACACUCGGAUAUUACAUUUUGACAUAAAACCAAGCAACAUUCUUUUGGACAAAAAUUUCUGUCCUAAAAUCUCUGAUUUUGGGAUGGCCAAGCUCUGCUCAAACACACAAAGUAUCAUAUCUAUGUAUGGUGCUAGAGGGACAGUUGGGUACAUAGCUCCAGAAGUGUGGAACAGAAACUUCGGAGGGGUGUCAUACAAGUCUGAUGUUUAUAGUUAUGGAAUGAUGAUUUUGGAAAUGGUUGGAGGAAGGCAAAAUAUGAGCAUUGAAGCAAGUCGUUCAAGUGAGAUAUAUUUUCCCCAUUGGAUAUACAAGCAUGUGAAGGUGGGAAGAAAUUUAACAUGGCAUGAAGGUAUGACCACAAAGGAAAAUGAAAUUUGUAAGAAAAUGAUUAUUGUGGGAUUGUGGUGCAUACAGACAAUCCCUUCUGACAGGCCCGCUAUGAGUAGGGUGGUUGAAAUGUUAGAAGGAAGCAUGGAUCAGUUGCAAAUUCCGCCAGAGCCAUUCAUAUUUACUCCUAUGAAAACUGAAGUGGAUAUUUGCACCACUAGUUGCAGCGAUUGA